This is a messenger RNA of Megalops cyprinoides (Indo-Pacific tarpon), 4221 nucleotides long. It is a transcript of the gene pde8a, whose product is annotated as phosphodiesterase 8A. The coding region runs from base 1109 to 3574 and encodes 821 amino acids. Gene Ontology annotation, biological process: signal transduction; regulation of DNA-templated transcription; cellular response to epidermal growth factor stimulus. The record is from RefSeq and is a predicted model, not a curated record. Gene Ontology annotation, molecular function: 3',5'-cyclic-AMP phosphodiesterase activity. The transcript has 22 exons. Lineage: Eukaryota; Metazoa; Chordata; Actinopteri; Elopiformes; Megalopidae.
AAGAAUUGGAAGGGCAAACGCUGGAAAGGCAGAGAAAGACUAACAGAAAACAGCAUUAUGUGGCUAAUUUUUUGCCUUUACAUUUAUAAAUAACAAACAAAAGCCUUCCUUUUUACAGCCUGAAACUUGAGAACGCAGAGCUGUUUGCUUUUUUUAAAUACGAGUGCAUUAUCCAGAGGUGGCACCACAGAUAAUGUGACAGCCUUUACAUUUAGAAAAAAGAGGAAAAAAAUCGUGGGCCUUUGAUACUCUGUAGCCCAUGUUUAAUGCUUUUCUAAUUGUCACGUUUUUGCUACCAGACUAAUAAUGGGAGGCUGAAUGGAGGUCUUACAAAAAGGAUCCUAAUUUUUCUAAUUGUUAUUUUUUGGGCAGUUAGAUGGAAUGCUUGGUUGGACUAAAACGCAUUUUGUUGUAUGGGAGGGAGUCUUCAAAUCACAGCGCCUGCCAAGUGGAAUACCGUGCUUUGUGAAUCUUUUAGCCUGUUGAUGAUGAAUGGCUCUGAAGUGGACCAAACUGUUGUGAGAACAGGUUUGUGCCCCGUGUCUUAAAUUCAAGUGGGUACCCAGAUUGUUAAGAGAGAAGAAGACAUCCAGGAAAAGCGGAUUGGAUGUGUUUUGGGUGGGGAAGAAGACACUAGCAACAGGCUCGGACAAAUGAUGGAUAAGACAAUUGCCUGAAUCGAGGAGGACUGAUUUAUUUUUGGAGAGGGGAAAAAAAGUUAAAAAUGAGUAAAUGAUGAUUUGGUACGAGGACGAAGAGGAGAGCGAGUGGAAGAGAUAAAUUGCGUAUGGAAUUGAAUAGCCGAUUUAGAAGCAUUUCGGAAUUCAUGUAUUUGCUAGAGACGCGCGCGUUUGCGAAAAAUAUAGAUAAUUUUCUUCAUGUAAAAAGGCAGAAAGGAAAUCUAUUUCCUGGUUGGGGGGUGGGGGGGAAGGAAGAUAUAUUAUUCAUGGUUUCAGUGAGGGAAACGGGUGAGAGCGUUUUGCCUUAAGAUUAAAAGAAAGGAAUAAGAAGACAUCCAUGUACUGUAGCUAGCUAACGCAAAACGGAAUAGCUGGGCAGAAACAAGCACUUGAGAAAAAAAGGAAUUGGCAAAAGUGGCAUUUGAAGCAUGGGCUGUGCCUCCAGCAUUCAUAUUUCGGAUAGGGUGGUCUAUCACAGUGGAAAAGAGUCCGAGGAUUCUCACUCGCCCCAACAGACCAAUACAACGCAGCAGUCUCAGCAGCAAGGAAAUCCAGCCCCGGGAUUACCCAUUAAACCCUCAAGUUACAAGGCCACGUUUAAAGAGGUGCAGUUUGGACCAAUGAGGCUAUACGAAGAUCAGCUUCAGGUACUCUUAGUAUUUGCCAAAGAAGAUAGCCAGAGCAAUGGCUUCUGUUGGGCCUGUGAGAAAGCCAACUACAGGUGUAGCGUUGCCAGAACCCCUGAGUCUGCACUGGAGUGCUUCCUGGAAAAGCACCAUGACAUCAUCAUCAUCGAUCACAGGCAUUCCAGAUACUUUGAUGCAGAAGCAUUAUGCCGGUCAAUUAGAGCAGUGAACUCUUCGGAAAACACUGUGAUGGUCGCCGUGGUGAAAAGGCCAGACCGGGAGGAAGGGUCGGUGAUGCCUCUGAUCUCCGCUGGAUUCAACCGGAGAUAUUUUGAAAAUGCCAACAUGAUGGCCUGCUACAAUGAGCUUCUCCUGCUGGAGCAUGGAGAAGUGCGGGCGCAGUUCAAACUGAGAGCAUGCAAUGCUAUUUUCACUGCACUGGAACAAAGUCAAGAGGCCAUCGAGAUCACAAGUGAAGAUCAAGUGAUUCAGUAUGUGAACCCUGCCUACGAGUACACCAUGGGAUACCAGCGAGGCGAGCUGAUCGGGAAGGAGAUCAUCGAAGUGCCUAAGAGUGAGAGGAAUAAGCCGGAUCUACUCGAAACCAUAAACUCCUGCAUUCGGAAAGGAAAGGAAUGGCAGGGGAUUUAUUAUGCCAAAAAGAAGAAUGGAGAUAGUGUCCAGCAAAAUGUGAAGAUCACACCUGUGACUGGACAAGGAGGAAAAAUCAGACACUAUGUGUCUAUUAACAGGCCUUUAAACGAUAAUAAUAAGUCUGACAAGUCCAGCGAUCGCGUUCAAGCAGAAUCUCAAACAGACAUGCAGUCGUCCAAACAUAAAGACAGAAGGAAAGGCUCUCUGGAUGUCAGAUCAACCACUUCCCGAGGGAGUGAUGGCAGUUCCCAGAGAAGGCACUCCUCAAUGGCCAGGAUCCACUCCAUGACCAUUGAAGCUCCUAUAACCAAGGUGAUAAACAUCAUCAAUGCCGCUCAGGAGAGCAGCCCGAUGCCCGUGGCGGAGGCCCUGGACCGCGUGCUGGAGAUCCUGCGUACCACAGAGCUCUACUCCCCCCAGCUCGGGACCAAAGAGGAGGACCCCCACACCAACGACCUGGUCGGGGGGCUGAUGACCGAUGGCUUGCGGAGAUUAUCAGGGAACGAAUACAUCUUCGCGACAAAACAGCUUCACCAUAUUCCCAGCCAUCUGAUCACCCCGCUCUCGCUCAACGACAUCCCCCCAAGGGUGGCGCAGACCAUGGAGAACGAGGACUCCUGGGACUUCGACAUCUUCAACCUGGAGGCUGCCACCAUGAAGCGGCCCCUGGUGUAUUUGGGCCUGAAGGUUUUUUCACGCUUUGGGGUGUGCGAGUUCCUCAACUGCCCCGAAGCCGUGCUGAGGUCGUGGCUACAGGUGAUCGAGGCCAAUUACCACGCGAGCAACUCCUACCACAACUCCAGCCACGCCGCCGACGUGCUGCACGCCACGGCCUACUUCCUCUGCAAGGAGAGGGUAAAGCAAAGCCUGGACCCCAUCGACGAGGUGGCCGCCCUGAUCGCCGCCACGGUGCACGACGUCGACCACCCGGGCCGCACCAACUCCUUUCUGUGCAACGCGGGCAGCGAGCUGGCCAUCCUCUACAACGACACCGCCGUGCUGGAGAGCCACCACGCCGCCCUGGCCUUCCAGCUCACCACCCGCGACGACAAGUGCAACAUCUUCAAGAACAUGGAGAGGAAUGAGUAUCGCACCCUCCGUCAAGCCAUCAUUGACAUGGUCCUGGCCACAGAGAUGACUAAGCAUUUUGAACACGUCAACAAGUUUGUGAACAGCAUCAACAAGCCCCUGGCUGCUCUGGAGGAGAACGGGGGCAACGGGGAUGAGGAAGCUGCCAAAAGCAUUUUGACCUCACCGGAGAAUCGAAUUCUUGUCAAACGCAUGCUGAUCAAGUGCGCCGACAUCUCCAACCCUUGCAGACCACUGGAGCUGUGCAUCGAGUGGGCGGGUCGCAUUUCAGAAGAAUAUUUUGCACAGACCGACGAGGAGAAGAGACAGGGCCUGCCCGUGGUGAUGCCUGUCUUCGACAGGAACACCUGUAGCAUUCCCAAGUCCCAGAUUUCCUUUAUUGACUACUUCAUCACGGAUAUGUUCGAUGCCUGGGACGCAUUCGCGGACCUGCCAAACCUCAUGCAGCAUCUGGACAACAACUUUAAGUAUUGGAAGGGGCUGGACGAGCGCAAGUUGCACAGCUUGAGGCCACCCCCGGAGUAGCUGUCCCUCUCCGCGGGGGGAGGGGAAGGGUCCUCCCUUGCCCAGCAUCGUUGCGUCCACGCGCGCGGAGUGGCCUUCCUCAACCUCACUCCGGAGUGUCUCCCUGUCAUGGCUGCCAGCACGGCAGCAAACCCAGCCCUGUGGACUCAAAAACAACCUCCUGCUUCUGUUACACAAACCCAGAAAGAGAGAGAGAGAGCGAGAGAGAGACAGACAGACAGACAGACAGAAGCAGACCGCCACAACUACGCAAGACACCCGGCUUCAUAAACGAACAAACAAAAGGACCGACCGGCAUAUGACUAAAAGGCUUCCUGUUUCCUGUGACAGUGGCACGGGUCAGCUGCCACCAUGGCACACGGGCCAGACUCUUACUUGACGAUGCGUCAAACGGAAACGCGUCCCGCCUCCUCUGGCGGCAGAGGACUCCGCUGUCCUUUUGAGACUGACAGGCCAUGACGAAGCACGGGAGAGGGACUGGAUUUUGAGGCUCGGUUUUUUGUUUUUUUUGUCUCGCUCAGCCCCGCUGAGACACCUCUUCCUCCUGGAACGGACGCGCAGAGAUGUCGUCCGAAGCGGAAAGCCACCAGGCCUCGUCCGACAGGAUUAUUUUCUCACUUGUUCGAAAGUAACACUACAGAACUACA